This is a messenger RNA of Musca vetustissima, 1973 nucleotides long. It is a transcript of the gene vari, whose product is annotated as protein PALS2. Lineage: Eukaryota; Metazoa; Arthropoda; Insecta; Diptera; Muscidae. The transcript is spliced from 10 exons. The coding region runs from base 46 to 1962 and encodes 638 amino acids. The record is from RefSeq and is a predicted model, not a curated record. Gene Ontology annotation, molecular function: protein binding. Gene Ontology annotation, cellular component: cell-cell junction; plasma membrane.
GCAUUAUUUCAAAAGUUGUCGUUGUCGUCACCCAGAACAUCGGUCAUGGUGCGUUUAACUCGUAAAGAACGACAGGACAAAAUCAAUUUGCUGGCCAGCAUCAAUAAGGUCAACAGCGAUGAAGUGGAUGCCACAGAUAAUGAUGCUUACAAAGAUGGUGCCGAUGGGAAACCACCAAAAUUGGAACGUUCCUCAACAAACGAAAUAUUUCUCAAGGGUCUUCUGCUGAGCAAUCCCUCCACGCCGAACAAAGAACUUUUGUUGAAUCCGACCGAACCACAACCAGUUCCUGCAUUUUUGCCAGCACAUUUAAAUAACAAACCUAUCUGUGACGAUAUCAUUAGGAAAUUUUCACCAUCCAGACGUUUGGAAUCGAGGGAAUUGGCAAAACUUUUGGCACAACCACAUUUUAGGGCCCUCAUUCGUGCCCACGAUGAAAUAGGUUAUCUCUACGAAGCACGUUUAAAAGCUGCCGGUGGUUCUCUGACAAAACUUGAAGAAAUCUCACAACGUAAAUCAGGUGGCUAUCUAUUCUCUCCCGAUUUGUUUGCAACAAAAAUGCCGAUCGAAACAAUAAAAAUGGUUGGAUUGCGACGCAAUCCAAAUCAACCGCUGGGUCUCACCGUCGAAGUGGAUGAACAUAAACAGCUGGUGGUAGCACGUAUUUUAGCUGGUGGUGUUAUCGAUAAACAAGGUCUAUUACAUCCUGGUGAUGUUAUAUUAGAAGUAAAUGGUACUCCUGUACAUACCCCUGAAGAAUUACAGGUCGAAGUAUCGCGGGCUAAGGAAAAUCUCACAUUGAAAAUUGGUCCAAAUGUUGAGGAAGAAAUUAAAUCGGCACGUCUACAAAGGGGCCAGGUAAAACAAAAUGGUGUUGCUAAAAUUGAACCGGGCAAAAAACUGACGUGUUACAUGCGUGCCUUAUUUACAUAUAAUCCAUCCGAAGAUUCCCUAUUACCCUGCAAGGAUAUUGGUUUGACAUUUAAAUCGGGCGAUAUUUUACAGAUCAUCAAUGUCAAAGAUCCCAAUUGGUGGCAAGCCAAAAAUAUAACUGCUCAAAGUGAUCAGAUUGGUUUGAUACCAUCUCAGGAAUUGGAAGAGAGACGUAAGGCGUUUGUGGCUCCCGAAGCUGAUUAUGUGCACAAAAUUGGUAUUUGUGGAACGAGGAUCUCAAAACGUAAACGUAAGACUAUGUAUCGUUCGGUGGCAAAUUGUGAAUUUGAUAAGGCUGAACUAAUGUUAUACGAAGAAGUGACACGCAUGCCACCGUUCCGUAGAAAAACUUUGGUAUUAAUUGGUGUCUCAGGUGUGGGUCGACGAACUCUCAAAAAUCGUUUGGUUAACAGUGAUCCAGAUCGUUUUGGUUAUGUUAUACCACACACCACCCGUCCCAAGCGUGCCCUUGAAGAGAACGGUGUCAGCUAUUGGUUUGCCGAUCGUGAAUGGAUGGAACAGGAAAUCAAAGAGAAUCGUUUCUUAGAAUAUGGUGAACACAAUGGCAAUCUCUAUGGCACACACAUACAAUCGAUAAAGGAUGUCAUCAAUAGCGGUCGAAUGUGUGUAUUAGACUGUGCACCGAAUGCAUUGAAAGUUUUACACAAUAGUCAAGAUUUGAUGCCAUUUGUUAUAUUUAUUGGGGCACCGGGUAUGGAACAAUUAAAAUCAAUUUAUGCCGAACGUCGUGCAACCGGUUCAAAUAAGAAUUUGACGUUUGAUCGUCAAAGUUCAAUACGUUUUAGUUCGAGGCGUGCCCGUACCUUGGAAUCAUUGGCAUCUUUAUAUGAGGAUGACGAUCUAAUAUCCACCGUUGAGGAGAGUGCAUUUGUACAACGAAAAUAUGAAAAAUACUUCGAUAUGGUCAUAGUCAACGAAGAUUUUGAUGACACGUUCCGACAAGUUGUGGAGACACUUGAUGAGAUGAGUCAUCAAGAACAAUGGGUGCCAGUUAAUUGGAUAUAUUAAAAAAAAUACUU